GAGGAAUUGAGUAUUUACAUCGAGGAUGUGAUAUGCAAAUUCUACACUUUGAUAUCAAACCUCACAAUAUCCUUCUUGAUGAAAAUUUUAAUCCAAAGAUUUCGGAUUUCGGAUUAGCUAAGUUGUAUCCAUUAGAUAAUAGUAUUGUGUCUCUGACAAAUGCAAGAGGAACAUUUGGAUACAUGGCUCCUGAAUUCUUGUACAAGAACAUUGGAGGAAUAUCACACAAAGCUGAUGUUUAUAGUUUUGGGAUGCUACUGAUGGAAAUGGCUGGCAGAAGGAAGAACUCAAAUGUCAUUGAGCAUUCCUGGCAGACCUAUUUUGCUAAAUGGGUUUAUGAUCAAUUUGAGGAAUCAAUAGAGGGGAGCAAUAUCUCAGAUGAGGAAAGAGGAAUUGCAAAGAAGAUGAUCAUAAUAGCUUCACAUUGCAUACAGAUGUAUCCUAAUGAUCGACCCUCGAUGAAGAAUGUGUUAGAGAUGCUUGAGGGAGAAAUGGAGCUUCAAGAGGCUCUUCCUCCCUAAAUUU
Neltuma alba is the source of this 525-nucleotide messenger RNA. RefSeq names its product PR5-like receptor kinase. NCBI's taxonomy places the organism in Eukaryota, Viridiplantae, Streptophyta, Magnoliopsida, Fabales, Fabaceae. Gene Ontology annotation, molecular function: protein kinase activity; ATP binding. The transcript has a single exon. Bases 33 to 521 code for a protein of 162 amino acids. Gene Ontology annotation, biological process: protein phosphorylation. The record is from RefSeq and is a predicted model, not a curated record.